This is a messenger RNA of Diatraea saccharalis (sugarcane borer), 1599 nucleotides long. The record is from the annotation of a GenBank genome assembly. Lineage: Eukaryota; Metazoa; Arthropoda; Insecta; Lepidoptera; Crambidae.
AUGUCAGUGGCUGAUCCGCAGGACGACAUUAUGAUGGAGCGAGCUGGACAUGCCGGAGACUACCUGUGCAAAUGUGCACCCGGAUACUCGGGCCGUUUCUGCGAAUAUCUCACUUCCCUAACAUUCAAUCACAACGAUUCUUGGGUCGAGUUAGAACCACUGCGCACACAACCACAAGCCAACGUAACACUAGUAUUCAGCACGACUCAACACCACGGUGUACUCAUGUACUUCGGAGACAACGAGCACCUCGCCGUGGAACUGUUCAACGGCCGCGUGCGCGUCAGCUACGACGUCGGCAACCAUCCCACCUCUACUAUGUACAGUUUUGAAAUGGUCUCAGACGGUAAUUAUCACAAGGCGGAACUUCUGGCGAUCAAAAAGAACUUCACUCUACGCGUAGACGACGGUCCGGCGAGGUCAAUCAUCAAUGAAGGCAGUAAGGAGUAUCUGCGGCUGGAGAGCCCGAUGUAUCUGGGCGGAGUGCCGGAGGACGUCGCCAAAACCGCCUUCGGAAGAUGGCACCUCAGGAAUGUCACCAGUUUCAGAGGGGUGGUCACCGGCAGGGCAAUUAGGUUGCAGUCUAGGGCAACAGAAAUUGCGCUCCUUGCAGGAUAUCAGAUUAAAUCCGGAUGGAUUGAUGGAUUCAUGCGGAUACGGUGUCUGAAGGAGGCGUGGAUAAACCACAAGCGCGUGGACUUUGGCAACGCGGUGCGCAUGCAGCGGCAGACGGCGGGAUGCGGGGAGGAGGACGCGCCGCCCGCCGCCGCCGCCGCCGCGCCGCAGGGGGACGCCAAGCACACGCAGGACCCGUGCGUGCCGAACCCGUGCGCGCGCGGCGGGCGCUGCGUGCGCGAGGAGGGCUCCCCCUCCGACUACACGUGCCGCUGCCGGCCCGGCACCGCCGGCGCGCAGUGCGAGCUGCGCACCUCCGUGGGUACGUACACAUGCACACGCACACAGUUACACCACGGUCUGGCAUUGCUGCUGCGUGCGCGAGGAGGGCUCCCCCUCCGACUACACGUGCCGCUGCCGGCCCGGCACCGCCGGCGCGCAGUGCGAGCUGCGCACCUCCGUGGGUACGUACACAUGCACACGCACACAGUUACACCACGGUCUGGCAUUGCUGCUGCGUGCGCGAGGAGGGCUCCCCCUCCGACUACACGUGCCGCUGCCGGCCCGGCACCGCCGGCGCGCAGUGCGAGCUGCGCACCUCCGUGGGUACGUACACAUGCACACGCACACAGUUACACCACGGUCUGGCAUUGCUGCUGCGUGCGCGAGGAGGGCUCCCCCUCCGACUACACGUGCCGCUGCCGGCCCGGCACCGCCGGCGCGCAGUGCGAGCUGCGCACCUCCGUGGGGGGCGCUCCGGUGAUCAGUCAGAGUAAACUACCUCCACGCAAGCCCUUCCUCAUCAGCAACGUGCAGGCAUCUCCCGCCGCGCCUGCGCACAAACAGCAGCAGCAGCAGCCGUCCGCGCCCGUCACCGCCUGCCGGAAGAAAACACAACAGGCUACGCAUAUCUCGCAACAACUCCGACACUCUCGCUCGAAACUUAUAACCAAACCACCGAACAAUGCUCCAGCACAUCUCUGA